Saccharomyces mikatae IFO 1815 is the source of this 390-nucleotide messenger RNA. RefSeq names its product putative isoleucine biosynthesis protein HMF1 (gene HMF1). Gene Ontology annotation, cellular component: mitochondrion; cytosol. The coding region runs from base 1 to 390 and encodes 129 amino acids. The record is from RefSeq and is a predicted model, not a curated record. Gene Ontology annotation, molecular function: deaminase activity. The transcript has a single exon. NCBI's taxonomy places the organism in Eukaryota, Fungi, Ascomycota, Saccharomycetes, Saccharomycetales, Saccharomycetaceae.
AUGGCCACCAAGUUAACUCCAGUCAUCUGCGAAUCCGCUCCUGCAGCAGCAGCUUCAUAUUCCCAUGCUAUGAAAGUAAACAAUUUGAUUUUCCUUUCUGGGCAAAUUCCAGUGACCUCAGACAACAAGUUGGUUGAAGGAUCCAUUGCCGAUAAGGCUGAACAAGUGAUUCAAAACAUCAAAAAUGUUCUAGAAUCAAGUAAUUCCUCAUUAGAUAGAGUCGUCAAGGUUAACAUUUUUUUGGCAGAUAUCAAUCACUUUGCUGAAUUUAACACCGUAUAUGCCAAGUAUUUCUCCACUCACAAACCUGCUAGGUCUUGCGUUGCUGUUGCAGCCUUGCCAUUAGGUGUUGACAUGGAAAUGGAAGCCAUUGCUGCAGAAAGAGACUAG